UAGCAGAGCUCCGGCAACGCUGAAGCACACCAGAAGCCUUCACAGAAGGAUUGGCCGACAAUAUGACAACGGCUGACGGGGCUUUUACCCUCUAAAAAUCAGUUCUUACAGUAAAACGACCGGUAACAUCUGCACUAUCCCUCCUGACAUCUGUCACGACGAGCCUGAUUUAACCUCGCUGAAACCGACGCCAUAGCUAGCGGGUGUCUAUGACAUAGGCUAGCAUGAACGCAACGAUAGACCGCAUUCACUUCCAGCUCGUCUUUCCUGUCUGAUUCAUGGAAUGGGAUGCCUUUCUGUCGAGAUUUCCUCUCCCUUCUACCAAGGACACUGGAUGGAAUUGCUAAAACGAUGCGAGUGGUGUUAAACUACUAAUUAUGAAACACAUGUUUUCGUCUCGACUCCACACUUGAUGCAGGCUUGUUGACACGGCAUAGGCUAAAGCCCGGUUCGAAUGGUGAACUGAUCUGUCAUUUUUUUUAAAAAAAAAUUGCUUUAUCCAUUUUCAUGCCAUUUCUGCCGCAUGCAAGUUUUGGACGAUGGAUCUGCUUUGUAUAUUAUGUUUGACAUCAGCGAACGAGUGGGCGGAUGUUCAAUGAUUUGAUACCCUUUCGUGAGAAUGUAACCGGGCGGUGAAGUGGGACUAUCCGAUUUUCGUGUCUCCACCGCGGGCGUCGAGUGUUAGGCGGACCAGCAACGAUGCCACGGAGUUUGCGAAGGCUUCUGCACCUGGUGCUAUUCUGCCCUUUAUCGAAAGGCUUGCAGUCUCGUAUGCCAGCUGUGAAAGUGAAGUAUUUGCUGCUGGUGUGGGUGGGUAUCCUGCUGGCCAGCUGGGUCCUCUACAUGCAGUACUCGUCCUACUCCGAGCUGUGCAGGGGACACGUCUGCCACAUGGUCAUCUGUGACCACUACCGUAGAGGAAUUAUUGCUGGCUCAGCAUGUAAGGCUCUGUGUGAGGAGAGAACCCUCAACCUGCAGAGAUGUCUGUCCACGUCAUCAACACAUCAGGUAUACAAUGGGAUGUGGAAGGAGAAGGCAGUGGUUAUAAAGUGCGGAAUUGAGGAGGCAGCCGGUGGUGAGGGCGUCCCGGGCUCUGCCUUGCGGCCGGAGAGCAGCCUCUUUGACAAGCCGGCCCGGGGCACCUCCAUGGACGAGUUCAGAGAGAUGCUGCACUCUUUCCUCAAGGAUAGUCUGGGAGAGCAAGCAUCACUUAGUACACUGGUAGCACGGGUGGUCACACUGGCUGACGUCAACCAGGACGGCAAGGUGUCUCUGGCCGAGGCGAAGUCGGUGUGGGCGCUGCUUCAGGUGCCCGAGCUGCUAGUGCUGCUAGCGCUGGCCGGCCGCGAGCACACGCCGCGCCUGCUCGGCUUCUGUGGCCACCUCUACGUGACGGAGCGCGUGGCCCACGGCGCCCUCUGGCGGCUGGAAGUGCCACCCGCCCUGCAUCCCGUGGUCCCGGAGGCGGUUGGCGUGGCGCUCAACCGCUGGCUGGCCCCCGCCUGGCCGCGGCGGGCGCGCAUCAGCAUCGGCUUGCUGGAGUUCGUGGAGGACGCCUUCCACGGCGCCUACGGCAGCUUCCUCAUGUGCGACUCGGGCCCGGCACGCGUGGGCUACAGCCAGCAGUACGACUGCAAGAUGGCCGACCUGCGCGGCGUGGCCAGUGAGGCGGCCGUGAGGGGCCAUCUCCGUGGCCGCCCGUGCCAGACCAACGCCGACUGCACGUACGGCCGCGACUGCACGGCCACCUGCGACCGCCUGGCGCGCCAGUGCAACACGGAGGUGGUGCAGCCCAACCUGGCCAAGGUGUGCGCGCUGCUCCAGGGCUUCCUGCUCUUCGGCGCCCCCGCUGACCUCCACGCCGACCUGGACAAGCAGCUGCGCACCUGCGUCACCCUCAGCGGCCUGGCCAGCCAGAUGGAGGUGCACCACUCACUGGUGCUCAACAACCUCAAGACGCUGCUCUGGAAGAAGAUCUCCAACACCAAGUACUCCUGAUCUCAGACGAGAGAGAGAGAGAGAGAGAGAGAGAAAGAGAGAGUGAGCGAGGAGGAAAGAGGGAGAAUGCAGAGAUGGAAGGAGGAAAGAAAAGACAGAAGGGAGAGUGGUGCAGAGAUGAGAGUUGAAGAGAGAUGGGUGUCUCAGAGAGGGACACCCAUCUUGGAGAUGGAGCAUGCAGGAGUGAAAGUAAAAAAAUAAAUCUGGGAGCGACUGCUGGAAAAGGAGAACGUGCAAAAUGAAGCAAAGGUUAAAAUAGCACCACUGUGCGUAGGCUACUACAGGAAAGGGAGCAAUGCUGGACUGGACUGGACUUAACUAGACGCUGUUUUGUACCCUUGUACAGACACUGCUCAACUCUCAUCCCUGCACUCCCACAUUCACCUGCAUCUCCCUGCCCGCUACCACUCAACCUAAGAACAGAGAAGGCACCACUACGGGUCUCAACUUGGGACACACAGUGCAGUCCUCAUUAUGCCACCCGAAGACCAUUUGUAAACCCUUGGAGCAAUGGGAAAUGACUCCUGACUCUUGAAUGGAAGAUGAUUGUUUUGAAUUUGUGCACUACACCUAGAUUCACAAUACUGUAGUUUGGUAGACUAGGGGGUAGUGCCCUUCUGAGCCGAUAUAUGAUAUUGGGAAGAGAAUUUCACUAAGUACGUACGAGAGGCAUACUGAAGCAGUCAGUCACUCAUUACUACACUGUCCAGCACUAAACAAAUUCUCCAUUAUGGAAUACUGCACUGUGUGUGUUUGUGUGUGUGCGUGUGUGAGUGACAGAGAGAGAGAGAGCUAGAGAGCGAGAGCAAGAGUGAAUGAAACCCUGGGAUAUGGAAGAUAAUACCUCUGUUACAGUCCUGUGCAGUGACCCUCAGGCACUUUAGUUUCUAAAUGUCGCUCCAUCCGCUAACGUCAUGAGUGGACCCUCAACCUUGUAUUAUGCAUCUCACAUGUGUAUCCACAAGACGGAUAGGCUAUUUAUUGAGACUCAAAGACUCUUGCAACCCUUUCAGGGAACGCUGCUUGAUUCUGCCAGGGAGACUACCAUUUCAACAACUGUGUGCUUGUUGAACCAGUGAUGGCUAUGUUUUUUUUCUUUUAAUGAUUCACUGGGAAAGAAGCUUGGGAUGUGUGUGAGUGGGUGUAUGAUAGAGAGAGAGGGAGAGACCUGAUCAGAUGUUUGUGGAUGAAAGGUAGAUUGUCAUUUAAAGUUGUGUUUGCCGCUGGAGUUUUGUUUUUAUGAGCAAUGAACAAAUGAUUUGGUGAAUUGUGUACAUACAGUGCCCUCCACAUGUAUUGUAAGCUCUACUAAAGUUGAGUAAAAGGAGGUAACAGAAAAAUCA
Molecule: messenger RNA, 3341 nt
Organism: Alosa alosa (allis shad)
Lineage: Eukaryota; Metazoa; Chordata; Actinopteri; Clupeiformes; Clupeidae
Gene: dipk1b
Product: divergent protein kinase domain 1B
Exons: 5
Coding region: 700-1998 (432 amino acids)
Source: RefSeq, a predicted model, not a curated record